AAUUGAUGUACCGUUUUUGGCAAAAGCAUCAUGAUGUGUCGUUUAAACUAGCAAUCAAGAAAUCGAUUAUCGAAAACCAUGUCGUCUAGAUCUAGAGAAUCGAUUAGUCAAAACACGUGUUUUUAUUUGUUGUGAAAAAUUGCCUCGAAUUUUAUUUAAUUUACAGUCAAAUCGUCGAAUCUAAAACCAAAACAUGGAGGAAGAAGGUCCACCAGAAGCUACCAUCGAUUUUGUACCAGCCAUUUGUUUUGUACCACGCGGAAUAGCCAAAGAGAAACCGGACAAAAUUGUUCUCACACAAGAGGAACUGGCAAGGGUGAUUAAAGACACAAAAGACCGAUUGGAUAGCGACGAGGAUGAUGAUGGUGAGGACGAUGGCGAGGAAAAUGAACAGCAAAACGAUAUGGAUGUAGAUGGCGAGGAAAGUGAUGGCGCUGGGGAGGAUGCUUCAAAUGGAAUUCGCAAUCCCAAUGAUGAGUUUGGUUUCGAGCAAUAUGAUACUGAAGGCAAUAUUCGAGUAGCGGAUAUUGGCAACAUAGUGGACCCGGAUCAUCAAUUGCCCGACGAAGACGAUGACUCGGAGGCUGAGGACGAAAUCAUAAAGCCCACGGACAAUUUGUUGCUUGUGGGUCAUGUUCAAGACGAUGCUGCCAGCAUGGAGGUUUGGGUUUUCAACGAAGAGGAGGAAAGUUUGUAUACCCAUCAUGACUUUUUGCUGCCCAGCUUUCCACUAUGUAUUGAAUGGAUGAAUCAUGAUCCUGGCAGUGAUAAGCCGGGAAAUAUGUGCGCCAUUGGAUGCAUGGAUCCCAUCAUUACUGUAUGGGAUUUAGAUAUACAAGAUUCAAUUGAACCCACCUUCAAAUUGGGUUCAAAAGGAAGUCGCAAAAAGCAUAAGGAGGCCUAUGGCCACAAGGAUGCCGUUCUUGAUUUAUCCUGGAAUCGUCAUUAUGAACAUAUACUUGCAUCGGGCUCUGUCGAUCAGACACUGAUAUUAUGGGACAUGGAUGAGGGUCAGCCUCAUACCACAAUAACAGCUUUUGAGGAGAAAGUGCACAGCAUUGAAUUCCAUCCUGAGGAAGCGCAGAGUAUUUUGACGGGUAGUGCCGAUGGUGUGGUACGUUUGUUUGACUGUCGUGACCCAGAAUUUGUAAAUGCCUCAUUUGUUAAAUGGCAAACGCCGGGUGAAGUGGAAAAGGUCUUAUGGAAUUGCACAGAUGCCAAUUAUUUUAUGGUGGGCUCUAAUGAUGGUUCAUUACACUAUGCCGACAAAAGGCAGGCCAAUAAGCUGCUGUGGUCCUUCAAAGCUCAUGAGGAAGAAAUUUCAGGCAUUUGUUUCAAUUCAGAGGUAAAAAAUUUACUGGCCACCACUUCCACCGAAGGUUUUCUCAAAAUCUGGAACUUUAAUGCAACGGAGAUAAAACCUGUAUACUCACACGAUUUCAAAAUGGGCCGCUUGCAGUGUAUGAAACAGUGUCCUGAAGAUCCUUUCACAUUGGCUUUUGGUGGCGAAAAGCCACCCAGAUGCAGAGUGUUUAACAUUAAGAAUUUUGCUGGUGUACGUCAAGUAUUCGGGUUAGGUGACGAAAAUCCAGAGUAGAAUAUAACGCAGGCGUUUUCCAAACUAUAAAUUUUACAAAAAAAAAACUUUGUAUAAUGUAUUUAAAUAUUUUUAUUUUUUUAUAGAAAAUAAAUGUAAAUUUUAAUGUGAAUUGAUAUAAA
Molecule: messenger RNA, 1719 nt
Organism: Stomoxys calcitrans (stable fly)
Lineage: Eukaryota; Metazoa; Arthropoda; Insecta; Diptera; Muscidae
Gene: nclb
Product: periodic tryptophan protein 1 homolog
Exons: 1
Coding region: 194-1597 (467 amino acids)
Biological process (GO): rRNA processing
Cellular component (GO): nucleus
Molecular function (GO): protein binding
Source: RefSeq, a predicted model, not a curated record